GCGGGUGUAGUUGUAGCGGGAAAAAGCCCGACACGAGCCCGACUCCCUCGUGAAGUUAAACUCUCUCCGUUUUUGAGUAAACUCAAAAGCUUCCCACUACAACUAUGUGCAUGCCAGCCUCUGCUCGGCGACCUUAUUUCCUCUCAUCUGCCUCUGUUCUCUGCCAAACUCCUGCUGUGUUUCCCCACCUUCUGCCCAUGCGCGCCCUUCUCAGUUGUCACAAGCAGCUGCGGCGCUGAUUCGCAGCACCCUGCCUUUUCAGGCCGAUGCUCUGCCUGCCUUUUCACACCGAUGCUCUGCCUGCCUUUUCAGGCCGAUGCUCUGCCUGCCUUUUCACACCGAUGCUCUGUCUGCCUUUUCAGGCAGAUGCUCUGCCUGCCUUUUCACACCGAUGCUCUGCCUGCCUUUUCACACCGAUGCUCUGCCUGCCUUUUCACACCGAUGCUCUGCCUGCCUUUUCACACCGAUGCUCUGCCUGCCUUUUCACACCGAUGCUCUGCCUGCCUUUUCAAGUUUUGAGACGCCUCAAAACGAUGUUCUGCCUGUCUUUUCAAGCUCACUUCUGCAGGAGCCCUGAUGCACGGCGUGUGCCUUCAGACCACCAUUUCGUUUCACAACAUGAUGCGCCCGGCGGAGGAGGUCAUAUCUCUCUCCCUGAUUCCUCUUGAACCCCGCUCCUAACCCCUCUCAACCCCCCAAGCAAGCAGCAGCGCUGUGCACACAGCCAGUGCCAUGCCAUCCGACCAGCAUGUCCCUUUUCUAACAUGAUGGGGCCGUGGAGGAGGUCCCAACCCCCUCCCCUGCCACCUCUCUUGAUCUUGCCUCCGCUUCCAGGCAGCGGGAGCGCUGAUGCACCGCCUGUUCCAGCAGACCACCAUUUCGUUUCCAACAUGAUGGGGCCUGUGGAGGAGGUCAGCUUGGGCGGCCAUGCCAUCGCCCGCAUCAGCCCCACCGUUGUGGGGCAGCCGCAUGCGCUCACUCUGCAUUUCCAGACGUACAACGGCUCGGCGCACAUAGUGCUGUCAGCUCUGAAGGAGAAUGUGCCCGAUCCAGCCUUUCUCCUUCGCUGCUGUGAAGACGCCUUCCAUGCUCUCAAGGCAUCGUUGAAGUAGUGUGGGAGUGGGAGAGGGGUCACAUGAGAAUGGGAAAGAAUCUUCCACUUCUUACUCACCCCGUUGCUGAGUGAACUUGUGUCAUACGGCAUGCAGAAGACAUUUGUUAUGGACCAGGCCCCUAGAUAUCAGACUUUUAACGCUGAUUCAGCCUUUUUUCAGGGUUUUGGGAUAGGGUAAUGCUGAUUGGCUGGCCUUUUUUCAGAGGUGGAUGCUGAUUGAAAAGUUAUUUUUGUCAUACUUAUCUUAGUAUGUUGCAGUAGACUAUACAGGUUUGUGCCUUAGAGGGUUCAACUCACUAGCUUAUAUUACCUUGUACCCUCCUAUUCU
Messenger RNA from Closterium sp. NIES-67, 1442 nucleotides. Lineage: Eukaryota; Viridiplantae; Streptophyta; Zygnematophyceae; Desmidiales; Closteriaceae. The record is from the annotation of a GenBank genome assembly.